Messenger RNA from Thermothelomyces thermophilus ATCC 42464, 1427 nucleotides. RefSeq lists its product as uncharacterized. Bases 182 to 1318 code for a protein of 378 amino acids. Gene Ontology annotation, biological process: chromatin remodeling. NCBI's taxonomy places the organism in Eukaryota, Fungi, Ascomycota, Sordariomycetes, Sordariales, Chaetomiaceae. The transcript has 2 exons. The record is from RefSeq and is a predicted model, not a curated record. Gene Ontology annotation, cellular component: nucleus; Ino80 complex.
UCCGAACACAAGCACAGGCCGCCGCUUUGCCGGUUUCAAACGCCAUUGGAAUUCCUUUUGGAUUCGCAUCGCCCACAAAGAUUCUAAUCACAAACUCUAACGACCAGUUCAAGUCCACAAACACACGCACAUAUAUCCAAGCACUCUGCACAUGGAAGUCGCUGCGCGCAGCCGGCUCGACAUGAAGGUUAAAACCGAGGAGGAUUCCGGCGAUGUCCGAAUGGGCGACGACAAGCCCACGUACCGGUCUUGGAAGAAGAAAUACCGCAAGAUGCGCAUCGUGUUUGACCAAAAGAUGCACGAGGGCGAGGAGCUUUAUAAGCUUGAACAAAAGGCUCUGGCCACGGCGAAGAGGCUCGCGGUACAAAAAGAUCGAUUGCUAGAUAUUCUUCUCGAUGUCAACAACUCCGGCCAAAUACCGCCGAGCAAGAGGAUAGACCUCAGCCUCGACCCGCCCUCCGACGAUGACGCGCCUUGCCUGGACAUCGAUCGGCCAUCGGCCCCCCCGCCCGAACCGAGGCCGGAGAAGUCCUACAAGAAGCUCCUCAAAGAGGUGCCGCAUUUUACCUUCGCGUCCGCUGCCGAGCGCUUCCCAGAACUCCUCGCCGACCUCGAAGCCGGCCGAGACUCGCCCGCGGAUCCGGCGCAGGGCCAACCACACCCACCUUCCUUCCUUACAGCCGACGACAUCGACAACUACAUCUGGGAACUCGACAUUCACCUCGCAAACGAGGACGCCGCGGCGGGGCCCGGCAAGACGGACACGGCUCCGCUCCCCACGCUCGCCCCGCUCGCGCGCGCCGACCGAACUUCCAAUCCCAAAGACUCGCAGCGCGACUUCGCCGCGCGCAACCCGACCUCGGUUUACAACUGGCUGCGCAAGCACGCCCCCAAGACGUUCCUCCAGGACGGCGAGCACGACAAGGACGGCGGCAGCGGCGGCAGAGAGAACGGCGACGACGGCCACGCCGUCGGCUCCAGCCGCCGGGUCAAGGGCGAGCGCGCGUCCCGUGGGACCGGCGCCCCGCGAGCCAAGCGCGCCAGCGCAGCACAUAUCCGUACCACAGGCGCGUCGGGCGAGAGCUUCGAGGACGUCGAUGACGAACACGGCUACGCAGGCGGCCCGGGGACGCCGAGUGCUCCGGGAUCUGGCAGCGCGGCGGCCAAAGGCAAGCGAAAGAGAGUCGUGGACGACGAUCCCGGGUACAGGCCCAAAGGCGGCUCCAGCCGGCCGACCAAGAAGAAACGCAAGAGCGAGGGGCCCGAGCGGAUGCCGACGGCCAAGGCAGCGUCGCGAAAGAGCGAAGGCGCUGGCUGAAUGGGGUAUAACUUGGCUUCUGACAGGAGUUCUUGGGUAAAGGGACUCGAAAAAAGAGUGGAAGGAGCUGCGCCCUGCUGAAUCGACGUGUCAAAGACUGGUCACCCGA